Cylindrotheca closterium is the source of this 1620-nucleotide messenger RNA. Lineage: Eukaryota; Bacillariophyta; Bacillariophyceae; Bacillariales; Bacillariaceae. The record is from the annotation of a GenBank genome assembly.
AUGAUCAGUUUCGAUAUAACUGGGCUGUGGAGCGUCGAAGACCCAGACGCGCUGUUUCAAUCCGUCCUCUUUUUUCUCGGUAGUGCAGCAUUCGCAUUUCAGCUGCCGGACUUGACCCAAUGGGCGCUUCGGUGGACGGGCAAGAGCAACAAGAGGAAACGGAGCAGACCUGUGUCCAUUGACAAGCUCGAAACCAAAUUUCUCUCCGUAUUUUGGCUUUUAAGAACCUCCUUCUGGAUGAGUGGUCCAUACUUUUACUCGGCAUGUGCAUCCAAGAUGCAAAAUGGCAAUCCUCUCUCAGUGUCUACUAUUUCUCAAAUUGCGUUGGUUGGAUACAUAUCUACGCCAAUACUUGGUCCGUUGGCUGGUGACUUUUUGUCGAGAAAAGGACCGAAAGUCGGGAGCAUAAUCGCGGCGAUUUUCUACGGUAUCGGUGGAUUGUCACUCUGCUCCAAUUCCCUGCCAAUUAUGUUUCUUGGAAGGGCAUUCGGUGGGUUUGGUAGCUCGUUAAUGAGCAGUGCUCCAGAAGCAUGGCUUGUAGCUGAAGCUAAACGGAAGGACAAAGAUGCCUCCGUAGUUUGGCUUCGUGCAAUAUUUGGACGGGCAUUUCAAUUUGAUCCUAUUCUGGCAAUUCUUGCAGGGAAGCUGGCUGGAGUAUUUGCGUCUUAUCGAGGGCCAACGGGGCCUUUUGAAGCUCAGCCACUGAUCUUGGGAGCAGCAAUUGGGAUGAUUUUGCUGCUAUGGAAUGGUCCAUCGAUUCAAAAUGAUACUGAAACAACCAAGCAGGAAAAAGAUCGGGAGACAUUGAAGAGUGUUUUCAAGAGCGAGGUCAUGACAAACUCCAAUGUCUUUUUGGUUGGCUGUAUCCAAAUGCUCUUCGAGUCCGCCAUGAAUAUUUUUGUAUUAUUAUGGCCUCCUACGAUGAAUGCUGCUAUCAAGGCUGUUUAUGGAGAGACAAAAACUCCUUUUGGUAGUAUCUUCUCGUGUAUGAUGUGCAGUUGCUUGGUCGGCGGUCUAUUCUUUGGCGAAGUGUCAAGAGUAUUUGGAUUCAAUGUUUCCAUGAUUUCACUCAUGUUGUGUGCAACGCUAUCCAUGUGUCUGGCAGCAUACUCUGUAGCGACUUUCGAUCCAGAGGGCAAUGGGACACAACACUUGAUUCAGCUGACUACCGCAUUUCUGAUAUUCGAAGGAUGUGUUGGUGCCUAUUUUCCGUCGAUUGGAAUCUUGCGAUGCAAUCACUAUGGCAAUGGGAACUUACAGCUUUUGCUCACUCUGUUUCAAUUCCCGACGAAUGCCAUUGUUGCCGUUGUCUUCGUCUGCCUGCAGUCACUUGGAAACACGAGAGCCUUGUUCUUGACUUGUGCUUUGUUGGGACUAGGAACUUUGAGCAUGCUUAUACUACGAUUCGAUAAAGACAAACGAAAGAGAAAACAGGCUGUGGAUAAGCUGAAAGCGGCCGUUAAGACAACGAUGCAUUCAUUCAACUCAGACGCUGAAAAGGCCAAGGGUGAACCAGAAGCUCGUCCAAUGCAUCGAAAACGUCAUUCGCGUCGGCCUUCCUUGCACGAGAUAGGACAGGAUGGUCUUGUGAACAGAGCUUCUUUUACUAUGCCACUAUAA